Jatropha curcas is the source of this 903-nucleotide messenger RNA. The record is from RefSeq and is a predicted model, not a curated record. NCBI's taxonomy places the organism in Eukaryota, Viridiplantae, Streptophyta, Magnoliopsida, Malpighiales, Euphorbiaceae.
AAAAUGGCGGAGUCAAAGACGAUAGGCGUUGUGGGUAGCGCGCCAAAUGGGGUCGGGAUCGCCCAACUGCCGCGCGUACAUGGGUUCGAUGUCUGGCUUCUAGACACCGGAUCCUUUGCUCUGUUAAGAGCUAGAAAAUCUAUCAACAAUAAUAAUCGACUCAUCUCCAAGGGAACUCUCUCAAGGAAGAUGUUUGAUAGGACUGGAGGAAUUAACCCAUUUUCCUUCAGAUUAAGUAAUUUUGCAAAUAAAGAUUUUGAGAAAGUGGUCACGAUGCUUUACGGGGCGUCUAAUUAUACCACAGAUUUGGAAGAGCUGCAUAUGGCAGAUGUUGUUAUUGAGCUAUUGUGGAAUCUGAACGAUGUGAAGAAAAGUUCAUUUCUUGCACUAGAUAAAGAUUUCUCAUAUAGUUGCAUUCUGAUUCAACUGUUAAUGAACUCAAGAAAUUUCUGCGUAAUCGCCAUGCAUUUUAUGAAUCUCAUCAUAAUGAAAUUGGUCCGAAUUGUGCGUGGUGCGGAGCAAUCAGAUGAGACACUUUUUAAUGCAACCAAGCUUGGCAAGACAGUUAUAUCUCCUCAAGAAUUUUUCCGCUUCAUUGUAAACGGAUUCUAAUGCCCAAUGAUAAAUGAGCAUUUUCAUACUCUGUAAUACAGGAAGUGGCAACGAAGGAGGAUAUUGAACACUGGAAUGAAAGUUAGGCACAAACCACCGAUGGGUCUUUGGGAGCUUGCAGAUUUAUUGGAAUUGGAUGUCUGCCCUGUCAAUAAUGAAAAGUUCGUUCAUGCUGGUUUAGGCGACAGUAAUAGUGCCUGUCCUUUCCUUGUGCAGUAUGUGCAUGCAGGUCGGCUUGGACGAAAAUGUGGUAUUGGGGUAUAUGAUUAUGGUAGAGCAUCUGCACAAUAA